GAUCAAUUGACCCACAACCUUUUCCCAAAAUGGCGUUUAUGCUUUCAACUAACGUGUCGUGAGUUUUCAGUGUUCCGUUAAUUGCAGUUUAUCCAGGAUAAAAAAGCCACUGACAAGUGAAUAACAGCGGAGUUCAUCGCCAUCGUUGGAUCGCUUGUGUUACAUUCAAUAAUAAAGGACGGUAAAAUUUAAUAAUUUGUAUCCGCGUGGAGUUGUAUGUCGACUUGGUAGGGUCCGACAUUUUACAAGGUAGGAGAGAGAGAGAGAGAGAGGUAGAGAGAGGUAGAGAGAUAUUGGGGUGAUACAUUACGCCAGGCAAUGUCGGAAAGUGAAGCUGUUGCAUCUCAACAGAAGCAUCAGCAUUUUAUUCAGCAGCAGAUCAACCAGAACCAGAUGGCCAACAUGACAUGGCAGUAUCCUCCGGGGAAUGUCCCUCUAUAUCAGACAUUUCCAAAUCAAAUGUAUGGUCAGGGGUACAACCAUCAAGGCCAAAUGUACUACUACAACCAAGGAAUGAUGCCAGGAUAUGGACAACCCUUUAAUCCCAUGCAGCUACCCCAGACAAUUCAAAAUAAUCAGGCUAAACAACCCCAACAACAACAACAACAGCAGCAGCAGCAGCCACAGCAGCCGACUGUUCCAGGUCAGCCAAUGGCCCUCGACGAUGACGCUGAUCUACCCCCACUACCACCAGGACCACCACCACCCACUCAACCACCUCCUCAGCAUAAUAACCAAUCGAAUCAAAAUCAAUUGCAAAAUCAUACCAUGUUCAUGUACAAUUCCUUUCCCUAUAACGGGUGGAAUGGCCCACAGAAUGACGUAAAUCAAUUUAGUAAUCCUCAAAUUCGUUUUAACCUUCCUAAUAAAAAAUCCGGGCUUGGUUUCAUUCCAUCAGGAAAUAGCGGUGCAGCGAAGAAGAAAAGAAAAAGAAAUAAAAACUUAGCCCAACAGCAGCAGCAGCAGCAACAACAACAACAACAGCAACAAUUCACCCCAACAUUUCAGGCAACUAAUCAACCCCAGACUUUCAAACCAACAAUCGAGAUUAAAUCCGAAUUGCCACCACUGCCGCCAGUGAAAGCCGAGACCCCAGUAGUCCCCACAGUUCCCACACUAACGAAAACAGCCCCCGAGGUCCCCAGCCAGGCAAAAAUCCCUCACGUCCCAGUGGCACAAUCUCCCCCAGUAAUUGCUAAAGAAUCAAUGGUAGGUAAUACGACAAAUCCAGUUGGUGAUUGGCCCGAUUGCCUCAAGAAUUACGUGAAUCGUUGCUACGAAAAGUGCAAAACAGCUGUUGACAAGGAUCAGGUUGAAAUAAUAUUGAAGGGUAAAAUAACACGUUCAGCGAAUGAUGGCUCACUGUGGAUUAAAAAUUGGGACAAGGAGCCAUUGCCAAGUAUUCACAGUGAACGAAUGACAAUGACUAUAAAACCACAGCAGAAUGUUAUUUUGAAACAGAGUACAAUUGUCAUGGGACAGGGAGGCAUGCGCAAAUCUGGCCUAUCAACGUCACUUGGGGCUAGAUUGGGCGCUCGUCUCUCUGCCAUUAAUCGUCGUGACAAGUCGAGGUCAAGAUCGAGAUCGAGAUCGCACAGUCCACCUGCGAGAAAGUAUCGCAGAAGCUCGUCCUCGUCGUCGAGUAGCGAGAGGGGGUACGAGUACAAGAGUAAGAGUAAGAAGUCGACGAGGAGUGGAAAGACCACGAGGGAUAGCAAAAAGAGUAAAAAGGGAAAACAGGGAAAAUCGCAUUUCUAUUCGGAGUUCGGGUUGGGGGGGAGCGAGGAGUUAGGGAGUAAGGAGAAACUGCAGCAGAGGGCUGCUAGAUUUCAUGAUAGUAUUAACAGGAGUUCCUGUAGGGAUGACGCCAAUGACUUUGAUUUCACAGGAUUGCACAUUGUGGGGACUUGCAAAGAUAUCGAGAAACCGUAUCUUCGUCUUACUUCUGCCCCCGCGGCGUCAGCCGUACGACCGGUAAGUGUUCUGAAAAACUCCCUGGGGCACGUGAAAGACAAGUGGCUUGCCGCCCAGGACUACAGAUACGUGUGCGAUCAGUUAAAAUCGAUUCGUCAAGACUUGACAGUACAGGGUAUUAGGGAUUCAUUUACUAUACACGUUUACGAAACACAUGCGCGUGUUGCACUAGAGAAGGGUGAUCACGAGGAGUUUAAUCAGUGUCAGACACAGUUGAGAAUGCUUUAUCAGGAUCUCGAGGGGGAAAAUCGGUGUGAGUUUGUAGCUUAUCGCAUACUCUACUACAUCUUCACCAAGAACACCCAAGAUCUCACCACAAUAAUAGCAGACUUGACCGAGACCGAUAAAGCCCACGAAUGCAUAAAGCACGCCCUGCGCGUCCGGUCUGCCUGGUGGUUGUCUAAUUAUCACAUGUUCUUCAAGCUCUACAAGCAAGCCCCCUGCAUGGCAGGCUUCCUCAUGGACUGGUUCAUAGCCAGAGAGCGAAAGCUCGCCUUGAAGAACAUGAUAAAGUCCUAUCGGCAAAAUUUGGCGGUUGAUUUCAUCGUUGCGGAAUUGGCCUUUGAAUCAUUGGACAAGUUUUAUGAAUUUGUGACUGAUUUUGGAUUAAUUUAUGCCGAUAACGAGCGCCAGCAACUCGAUUGCAAAGCGAGCACAGGCUCAAUUGGUGCUUGGUGAAAAAAAAAAAAAAAUAAUCAUCACCAAUUAUCGAAAAAUGUCCUUUUUAAUCCUUAAUCGUCCACAAAACACAAAAAAAAGUAUUAGAGAAAAUUUACUCGCGCAUGACCGCGCUGUACAUAAAUCACUUGUACAUACGUGUUUAUUAAUUGUAUACAUGUAUUCGUUAUUGCAUACAUGUGUAUUAAUCUGUACAUGACGUUCGUCGCAUUUUCAACGGUCGGAGGUAUCUCGGGGAACAAAGAAUUCAAUCGAGCUGCCUCUCGUCAUUUUCCAGGAUGACUUCUUUAUUUAAUCAUCACGUCUGAUUAGCGAAGGAUUAUUAGUAGGACAAUUUCAUUGGUGGGCCGCAGCCAGGAUAGUUCACUCGGGGGAGUUCACUUUUUGGUGGUGAAAGAGGUCUCGCACGACUGGAGAUCCGGGUGAUGAGGAGGGAAUUGGCACAGAUUCAAGAGCAUUUCGAGGGACGAUGGACUCGGGGAUUCUGAAGACAUCUGCAGGAGCACAUUUGUACUUGAAGAGGAGCAUAGAGUGUCACUUUAGGAUGUUUUUAAUGAUUUUUACGUUUUCAAUGGAGAUUCGUGGGGUGAAUGAACUGUUUGAGAUGGGAAAUUAAUUUUUCUUGGUUCUCUAGAGGUGAGAGAACACUUCAAAGUUUAUCCAGGGAAUUACGGGAUUUAUUGGAGACGACGAAUUUUUGGAUCACAUCUGUACCUGCGAUCGAAGCCCUUAUUGUGCAUAAAUAAAAUGAUUUCCUCGUUCGUUAUUCUUUAAUUUAUAAAUUUCUUUUAUAGAAUUUGAGUUUUGAAUUUUUGACUGGAUCGUUCACUAGAAUUAUAUUUAUUACAGUGUCCAACGAUACAGUAUGAAUUUAACCAUUGGUUAUUUGAUAAAUUAUGAGAUUAAUAAAAUAAUAAAAUUAUAACAAUGA
This is a messenger RNA of Diachasma alloeum, 3583 nucleotides long. RefSeq names its product leukocyte receptor cluster member 8 homolog. The record is from RefSeq and is a predicted model, not a curated record. Gene Ontology annotation, cellular component: nucleus. Lineage: Eukaryota; Metazoa; Arthropoda; Insecta; Hymenoptera; Braconidae. The transcript has 6 exons. Bases 319 to 2652 code for a protein of 777 amino acids.